This is a messenger RNA of Phyllostomus discolor (pale spear-nosed bat), 1414 nucleotides long. RefSeq lists its product as uncharacterized. Bases 31 to 1128 code for a protein of 365 amino acids. The transcript is spliced from 2 exons. Lineage: Eukaryota; Metazoa; Chordata; Mammalia; Chiroptera; Phyllostomidae. The record is from RefSeq and is a predicted model, not a curated record.
CUUCUCAGUGGCUGCACCUCUGCCUGUCUCAUGCCCCUUCCUCCGGGCCUGCUGAGGACAGCCGGCAGCCCACACUGCCCCCUGGGGUCUGUCUCCUUGAGAGCAUUGUUGGACAGAGCCCUUCCUUCCUGCUCGCUCCCAGGGUCGGGGGCUCCGCGCUUCCUUCCCAGGCCAAGUGAGCAGAACCUGGGCCGGGGCACGGUCUGUUGCUGGGGCUCCUCCCUCACACUUCACAGGGGGAUUCUGAGUCUCUACCUUUCAGACCAGCUUCCGGAGGACACAGCUCUGGAGGGGGGAGGGCGGAGGGCCGGGGCAUGCGCAGAGGGCCCUGGCCCCAGGGCCACACGGGACCUGGCGUCCUCCUCCUCUGGUCCCCUGGCCCACCAUCUCUUCUGUGCCUUAGUCACACAUGAAAGCUCCCACUCCCCAGGCCUUCGGUCUGCCCCAGACGCCCCCCUGUUCAGCUGCUGGCACUCAGAAGGUCCUACAGUGCUGGGCCAAGUGCCCUCAGGCCUCGGGGGUGGCUGGGGCCGCCCAUCCCCUGCCCUUGCCCAUUGCCCACCUCUGCACGGUGUGCGCCCCUGGAGCUUCCCUGGGCCGGAGCCCCCGUGCAGGCCGGGCUCACUCUCAGCGGGCAAUGCCUGCGUGUACAGGCUGGGUGUCCCAUCCCCAGGUGGCAUUUGGGCUGGGGCUGCCUGCACAACCCGGGGAAGGGACAGGCUGAGCGAGGAGGGCCCCGACUGUGGCUCCGGAACGCCCCUGUGGCACCUCUCUCCUUCCAGCCACGCCUGGAGCGAGCUGUGCCGAGGGUCGAGUGGGGGUUCUGUCCCAGUCAUCCUUCCGGGCUCUUGGCCCUUGCGACCAAGCCAGCCACGCUGGGCCCCUGUCUGGUGGGCUUGGCCAGCCAGUACCGAGCUGCGGGUUGCUGCAGGCUGUCCGAGAAGGCCCUCUGUCUGUCCCCACUCCCACCGCUUCCUCCCUCGAAUCAGUUUCCCUGAUCCCCCUUCCAGGCCAAAGUGUGCGGCUGACUCCCUGCCCCCGGCCUCUGCCCGCCCUGGCUUGCCCUCCAGCUCGGCGGCAGGGCACCGGCGGCCGCCCGGGGAGAUGGGGCCGGGGCCUCGUGCCUGACCACGCUACCCCUUCCUCCUAGGAUUCGUAGCCUAACUCGUCUUUUUUUUUUUUUUAAUUUUUUUUCCUGAUAGAAUAGCUCUUUGUACAUACAAAAUACUUGAACAAUUAACUGUAUGACGUAUGAGAGACAGAGCCCCUAGUUUUGUAUCGCUUACGACUGCCACGAGCCCCCCCGGAAAGCCACUCUAUUUUGGUCUCCGUGACAUUUUCAGUGCGUGACAGGAGUGAGCGCACGAAGUGAGAGGGAUAUAUAUAUGAGAUAAUAUAGAUUGUAUUGAAAUCU